Aspergillus steynii IBT 23096 is the source of this 925-nucleotide messenger RNA. RefSeq lists its product as uncharacterized. NCBI's taxonomy places the organism in Eukaryota, Fungi, Ascomycota, Eurotiomycetes, Eurotiales, Aspergillaceae. Bases 1 to 822 code for a protein of 273 amino acids. The transcript has 2 exons. The record is from RefSeq and is a predicted model, not a curated record.
AUGGAAAUCAUUAGCGACGUGUCCUUCGAUCUGAGACAGGAGGUCUUGGACCUCAAACAAGAGCUCGCGGAGCUUCGUGAUGCCUUCCUACAAUGCCGGUCGGACAAUUGCGAUACGUCCAGACUUCAAGAUCUGGAACAUGGCAUGGAACAUUCGAAUCUCAACGCGGACAUGGCCUUCGGCUUCAGCGACACAGCAGCUGCUAUCAGCAUACAAUUGAACAAAGAAAUGUCCGCACUUCUUCAGAUAGUUGGGUCGCUGGAUAAGCGUGUCUCACGCAUGGAGGCGAAGUUCUUAGCCCAAGAACAAGCCAUGACACGACUGAAUGAGCUCUACAUCAAUCAACAGGCUCAGAUUGAACGGCUCACCUCUGAUGCAACGUGGUUUGGCGCUAUCAGUGAACAUUUUAUCCAGGCUCGUGAGAUAUACUGGGAUAGCAAGUUACGGGAACUUGACAGCGGUCUGUCCACGGGAGAGAACACACCUCCAGCCUCCCACCUCUCCUCAAAUACCCAGGCAGAAGUCGUCCUUGAUGCGAGAUUGUGCAUGGACCGAAGAUCACUCAUGGACCGCGACAGAUUCCGGCAACUGUACGGGCUAAGUCCCGAGCAGGUAGAGGCACUUGCAUCCCAAAGGUGUGUCAAUACUCUGCGCAUUGUCAAUACCGUCGCUGGACUUCGAUUGUCAAAUUGUGAGCUCAAACCUGGAGAGUAUGACAUCUUCAAUCGGAUCACCCAGCUGGUUAACCUCUAUGACGAUUAUUCUGCUGUUGAGGCCAGAAGCGUAGAGCUUCUGGCUAAUGUCAACGAGACUAAAAAGUAAAUGUCGAAGGGUGUCUGUCCUCUGAUACUACUCACAGCCCCGUUGAACUGCUAUUUCGGGAACUGCACUUGGCUGUUCGUUUUAUGAAGUGAUCCUCUCCCAU